AUGAUGUGGAUCUCAAGAACUAGUUUAAGGUUUGGUCUUUCUUCUUCCAUUCCCAAGUUUCAUCCAUUUCUUUCAAACCCUUCUUCCCUCUCUUCCUUUCGCUCUCACACUCAGACCCCAUUACUUGACGAUCACUAUGUUCCUCACGUUGUUUUCCAAAUCGAUAGCAUGAUUCAAAUGCGUCAUGUUCCUCCCAUAUAUGAAUUUGAUAAGAUUUUGGGAUGCCUUACAAAGAUGAAGCGCUACCCUACUGUUAUUUUCCUUUCUAAGCAAAUGGAGAUCAAGGGAAUUCGCCAUAGUCUUAUUACUCUCAGCAUCCUCAUCAAUUGUUUAUGUCACUUGUCUCAAAUGACAUUUGCUUUCUCUGUAUUAGCCAAAAUUUUCAAACUGGGCUAUCACCCAAAUGUCAUAACUUUAACUACACUCGUCAAAGGUUUGUGUAAGAAAGGUGAGUUGAAGGAAGCAUUCAGAUUUCAUGACAAGAUGGUAGCACAAGGAUUUCGGUUCAAUGAAGUCAGUUACGGGACUUUGAUCCAGGGAUUGUGCCAUAUUGGAGAAACCAAAGCUGCCAUACAGUUACUCAGAAUAAUUGAAGUUCGAUCAAUUAAACCUGGUGUGGUAAUGUACAGUACAAUUAUUCACCAUCUAUUCAUAAAUGGACUUGCAAAUGAGGCUUUUGAUUUGUAUUCUGAAAUGGUUGCCAAGGGAAUUUCUCCUGAUCUUGUAGCAUGCACUACUCUGGUUUAUGGAUAUUGCAUUCUACAUCAUUUACAAGAAGCAAUUGACUUCACAAAUGAGAUGAUAUCAAAUAACAUCAGACCAAAUAUUUUUACCUAUAAUAUACUCAUUGAUGCCUUGUGUAAAGAAGGAAGGAUAAAACAAGCCAAGAAUGUGUUAGCUAUGAUGGUGAGAGCUUAUGUGAAACCUGACAUUUUUACCCUCAACACUUUAAUGGAUGGGUAUUACUUAGUUAACGAGGUGAAGAAUGCAAAACAUGUAUUCAACCUUAUUACCAAGGUAGAAGUGACACCUAACGUUUACAGCUACAAUAUCAUGAUUAAUGGAUUAUGUAAGAGUAAAAAAGUGGAUGAGGCAAUGAAUCUCUUUUAG
This is a messenger RNA of Vigna unguiculata (cowpea), 1110 nucleotides long. The record is from RefSeq and is a predicted model, not a curated record. Lineage: Eukaryota; Viridiplantae; Streptophyta; Magnoliopsida; Fabales; Fabaceae.